This is a messenger RNA of Octodon degus (degu), 2726 nucleotides long. RefSeq names its product MDM4, p53 regulator (gene Mdm4). Bases 158 to 1633 code for a protein of 491 amino acids. NCBI's taxonomy places the organism in Eukaryota, Metazoa, Chordata, Mammalia, Rodentia, Octodontidae. Gene Ontology annotation, molecular function: ubiquitin protein ligase activity. Gene Ontology annotation, cellular component: nucleus. The transcript is spliced from 11 exons. Gene Ontology annotation, biological process: protein ubiquitination; negative regulation of apoptotic process; regulation of cell cycle. The record is from RefSeq and is a predicted model, not a curated record.
GGGAGGCCGGAAGUUGCGCACUCAUUACUCGCCCUUUCAAAAUGCCGCCGAAGCCUUAGGUCCCGCGACUGCCACCCCCACCCUGGGCUCCGAGGGGGUGCACCUCAUGGAGCAGCCGUAAGUUGUAUCAACAAGCUGAGAUAUCUUCACUGCCAAAAUGACAUCAUAUUCCACCUCUGCCCAGUGUUCAACAUCUGAGAGUGCCUGCAGGAUCUCUCCAGAGCGAAUCAAUCAGGUACGACCAAAACUGCCACUUUUGAAGAUACUGCAGGCAGCAGGUGCACAAGGUGAAAUGUUCACUGUUAAAGAGGUAAUGCACUAUCUUGGCCAAUAUAUAAUGGUGAAGCAGCUUUAUGAUCCUCGAGAGCAGCAUAUGGUGUAUUGUGGCGGAGAUCUUUUGGGAGAACUAUUAGGACGUCAGAGCUUCUCUGUGAAAGAUCCAAGCCCUCUCUAUGAUAUGCUAAGAAAGAAUCUUGUCACUUUAGCCACUGCCACUACAGAUGCUGCUCAGACUCUCGCUCUCGCACAGGAUCACAGUAUGGAUAUUCCAAGUCAAGACCAACCGAAGCAAAGUGCACAGGAAAUUUCCAGUCCCAGAAAAAGAACUGAAGAAGGUGAUGUUCGCACACUGCCUACCUCACAACAUAAACACAAAAAUUCUAGAGGAGAUGAAGACUUGAUAGAAAAUUUAACCCAAGGUGAGACUUCUAGGCUGGACCUUGGGUUUGAGGAGUGGGAUGUAGCUGGCCUGCCUUGGUGGUUUCUAGGAAACUUGAGAAACAACUAUACACCUAGAAGUAAUGGCUCAACUGAUUUACAGACACAUCAGGAUAUAGGUACUGCCAUUGUUUCAGAUACUACAGAUGAUUUGUGGUUUUUAAAUGAGUCAGUAUCAGAGCAGUUAGGUGUUGGAAUAAAAGUUGAAGCUGCUGAUACUGAACAAGCAAGUGAAGAAGUAGGGAAAGUGAGUGACAAAAAGAUGAUUGAAGCGGGGAAAAAUGAUGACCUUGAGGAUUCCAAGUCCUUAAGUGAUGAUACUGAUGUUGAAGUUACCUCUGAGGAUGAAUGGCAGUGUACAGAGUGUAAGAAAUUUAAUUCUCCAAGCAAGAGGUACUGUUUUCGUUGCUGGGCCUUGAGAAAGGAUUGGUAUUCUGAUUGUUCUAAGUUAACACAUUCUCUCUCCACAUCUGAUAUCACUGCCAUACCUGAAAAGACGGAAAAUGAAGGAAUUGAUGUCCCUGAUUGCCGAAGAACCGUUUCGGCUCCUGUUGUUAGACCUAAAGAUGUACCUGUCAAGGAAGACAAUUCCAAACUGUUUAAUCCCUGCAGCUCAGUGGAAUUUUUGGAUUUGGCUCACAGUUCUGAAAGCCCAGAGACCAUCUCAAGCAUGGGAGAACAAUCAGAUAGCAUUUUUGAACAGAAAGUGGAUACAGAAAAUAUGGAGGAUUGCCAGAGUAUCUUGAAGCCUUGUAGCUUAUGUGAAAGAAGACCACGAGAUGGAAACAUUAUUCAUGGGAGGACAAGCCAUCUUACCACUUGUUUUCACUGUGCUAGAAGACUAAAGAAGGCUGGAGCCUCAUGUCCUAUUUGCCAGAAGGAGAUUCAGUUAGUUAUUAAGGUUUUUAUAGCAUAGUUGAAUCGAUUGGGAAAUACUAGAGGACCAGGUUAUAUCUUCAAACUUCAGAAUUGAGCCUGUCUGCCAAGUAUGGCCCAUUCCCUGUGUUUGUUUAUUCAUGUAAACAUCUGUGUUCUGGUCACUUUUGGUUGUGAACUUAGGGAAUUUGAGAGUGGGUAGUUUAGGUCAUCAGUUUGGAGACUUCAUUAACAGAAAGAUAAAAAUACAUAAGCUACUUCAUUCUCCCUCCAAAGAUGAAGGUCUGAGAGGGAACAACCAUGGAUGUGAACCUAAAAGUAUAUUUAUUCAUUAACUUAGCAGUUUAUCUGAAGACUAAUCCCUUCUUUAGUGUUUGGUUUUUUGUUUUUUGUUUUUUUUUUUUGGUACUGAGAUUUGAACCCAGGGUUUCACGCUUGCCAGGCAGGCACUGUACCCCUGAGCUAUAUCCCUGGCCCUAAUUCUGUUUCUUACUGUCCUAUUAAUGUAAUGCUCUGGCAUCAAAAUCCUAAAUACUAGAAAAAUACUAGGGCUAACACUGAAAAAGCAAAUUAUCUGACUCAUCAGAUUCAAAGGUGCUGUGAAUCACUUCAUGUUGUAGAAAAGCUGCUUAGUUCUUCUAGGCCGAAAGUGAGAAGUUUGGGGGAGUUUUGGUUUCAUUUGCAUUUUGGGUGCUGGGGAUAAACCCCUGGAUUUGAGCAUGUGCUUUGCUACUAAGCUGCAUUCUUUAUUGUUACCACGAAAGCUAGGCUCUCACUGUGUUAGCUGGCUGCCUCGAACUGCAGUUCUGUGUAGCUGGGACUACAGAUUUCUGUCAUUGUGUCCAGUUCAAGAAAAAAAAAAGCUGAAAUACAAGCAAUUUCUUCUCAUAUAUAUUAGUCAGUGGUGAAAAACAAUUUUGUAACAUACCUUUGAAAUAAUUUUAGAAAUCAUAGCUUUUAUUUAUUUUUAUUGGUUAGCUUUGUAUGUAUUUCGCUUCUGGAAACAUCAUGGUAAGUUAAUCAGUGCUAUAUAUCUACACAUGUCAGACCAGUCUCUUUGCCUUUAUUUAUUUUUUUUUUUUUUUGAGACAGGGUCUUGCUGUGUAGUUUAGGGUGACCUUGAACUCACUAUG